AUGGGGGAGCCAUUGCCUCGAGGCAGCUCUGCCUCCUUAAAUGACUGGCCUGAAACACCUAAAGCGCCAAACCCACCACCUUUACCGCCAUUUCCCACAACAUCACGCCAACAGUUAUCUCUUGUCCAACCAUCCGAAAGAAGGAAACACAAACCCAAGGUUUUUCGUGUCUUACGCUCGGUUUUUCGAACCUUCCCCAUUAUAACCCCAGCAUGCAAGAUUCCAGUCCUAUCUGGCGGACUACCGGACGGUAAUCGGGGAGUUUCGGGAAGUAGAGUUACAGGAACUUUAUUUGGGUAUCGUAAAGGUAGGGUAAGCUUGUCCGUGCAAGAAAACUCUAGGUGCCUCCCUUCAUUAGUUGUUGAGCUAUCCAUGCAAACCCAAGUGUUACAGAAAGAAAUGGCCACAGGAAUGUUAAGGAUUGCCCUAGAAUGUGAAAAGAGACCGGAUAAAGAUAAGACUAGGGUGUUAGAUGAACCACUGUGGACAAUGUUUUGCAAUGGCAGAAAAUGUGGCUAUGGGGUUAAAAGAGAUGCCUCGGAGGAGGAUUUGAAUGUCAUGGAGCUUCUCAAGGCAGUAUCAAUGGGGGCUGGGGUCCUGCCAGGGAAUUCUAACGUCGAGGGCCCAGAUGGCGAGCUGGCCUACAUGAGAGCCCAUUUUGAACGUGUUGUGGGCUCGAAGGAUUCUGAGACAUUAUACAUGAUAAGCCCAGAAGGUAAUACUGGGCCUGAACUUAGUAUAUUCUUCGUGAGGGGACUGCAGCAAGUGUCCAGGCAUAAGCUACAUACAGAAAGCUCAUACGGGUCGUAUUUGACUGCUUUGCCGACUGCUGAAACCAAGAAAGUGUUUGUAAUGGAGAAACUUGCACAAGAUCUGAAGAAAGGCUUCCUCGAUCUAUUCGAAGCUAUCAGAGGUAGCAGAACUUCUCAAGGAAAUGAAAAUGUGGAAGAAGCCAAGUCAGAAUCUGUGGAGGAAGUAACUGUACAAGAAAGAGGCAUCAAAGUUGCCAGGGGUCCAACACGUCCAGGUGUGCCCAAAGGUCAACCCCCUAAGAAUGCUUGA
Molecule: messenger RNA, 1062 nt
Organism: Dovyalis caffra
Lineage: Eukaryota; Viridiplantae; Streptophyta; Magnoliopsida; Malpighiales; Salicaceae
Source: the annotation of a GenBank genome assembly